Aplosporella prunicola CBS 121167 is the source of this 780-nucleotide messenger RNA. RefSeq lists its product as uncharacterized. The record is from RefSeq and is a predicted model, not a curated record. NCBI's taxonomy places the organism in Eukaryota, Fungi, Ascomycota, Dothideomycetes, Botryosphaeriales, Aplosporellaceae. The coding region runs from base 1 to 780 and encodes 259 amino acids. The transcript has a single exon.
AUGGUACAACGGCCCACCAGUCCCUCAUCGUUGCUCUGGUCACAUCAACUCAAACGCGAACACCUUUCAUUGGAACAGCGAGUUGAAGUAUCCGAGAAAAAUGUUACAAAGCUUGAUACGCGAAUGCUCGCUCUAGAGACGGGACAACAGACUGGCAGAGAACAACUGAAGGAACAAGAGACUCGUCUUUUAGAACACUCCACACUGAUCUCAUCCAUUGAGAAAGACGAUGAACACAUGAAACAUUGCAUCAACCAACUGUCUGCAGACAGGACGAGACGCUUACAGGAGGUGGACAGGAAUAUCAAGAUCUUAACAACUAGAGUCGAAACGCUCGAGACCCAGGAAAGAAAGACGAAUGAUAGACCUGAGGAUGGACAUGAUCAGCAGCAGGAGAUGAUUGAAAGAAUAGGCGAGCUUGAGACCUCGGUAGAAACUUUGUCAAGAGGUCGCGGCAAGCUCAUGAAGAAGAGCGACAACCGUAUCGUCGAGACCUUGGAAAAGCGGAUGGAUGUACUAGAAGCCCGCAGGACCGAGGAUCUCCAACAGGUCAAGCAUCUGCGAAGCCAAGUGUCAACCUUGCAGGAGUCGAACACAGAAUGGCAAACGCGGUACAAGAAACUAGAAGAGAAGAUGUCGACCACAAAACCUCAAAACGACCAUUCCGAAAGCCGACUUCAUGAUUUGCAGACUACCCCCCAGAGUGAAGAAGGACGUCACUCGACCCCUCCCUCGCAAAGUCCAGUGCAAAAGGGCAAUCAGCGAAUACUAAGAAGGUAA